AUGGAUCCUGGAAAUAUUCUGCCGCAGCUGGAGCGCUUGGACGACGAGGUAGACAAUCUCGAGGAAGCCCUCCAGCCCCUCCUCAACAACGUCUCGGACGUCGCAUCCAAGCUUCCCCUCCUGGACAAGGCGAAGCUAUAUGUGCUUGUCACUUAUUCCAUUGAGUCGAUGCUAUUCUCUUCUCUGCGACUCGAUGGCGUCCAAGCAAAGGAACACCCCGUCUUCAAGGAACUUAUACGCGUGCGCCAGUACUUCGAGAAGAUAAAGAACAUCGAAACCCCUCCUCCUCAGAAGCGCGAGCAGACCUUGAACAAGGAAGCCGCUAUACGAUUCAUACGAUCCGACCUCUCUGACAACAAGGAAGUCAAUACGAAGCUGACUGAGAUGAUCGCAAAGGAGCGCGCCAAGGCUGCCUUGAAAAACCCCCAGCUUGGCGAGAAGCGCAAAGUGGACGAGACUAGCUCAUCGGAUGAUUCGAGCGAGGAUGCAGGUUCCAAGGAAACAACCGAAGCCGACGUAGAGCCGGAGCCCGAGAAGAAGAAGGUGAAGAAGGACAAAAAGGAGAAGAAAGAGAAGAAGGACAAGAAGCAACGGAAAGGAAAGAAGAGCAAAAAGUCUUCCAAGUGA
This is a messenger RNA of Anthostomella pinea, 627 nucleotides long. The record is from the annotation of a GenBank genome assembly. NCBI's taxonomy places the organism in Eukaryota, Fungi, Ascomycota, Sordariomycetes, Xylariales, Xylariaceae.